AUGGAUCGGAACCUGUUCGCUGAGCUACUACACCGUGUGGCACCCCGCAUCACUAAAGGUCCAAAGAGCAGACGACCUUUGGAACCCGGUUUGAAACUUGUCAUCACACUGAGAUUCCUAGCCACUGGCAACAGUUACCAAUCACUGGAAUUUAGCUUCAGAGUUGCGCACAACACAAUAUCGGUUCUGGUGCCAGAGGUAUGUACUGCCAUUUUUGAAGAGUACAAGGAUGAACACUUCACCUUGCCUCAAGACCAAGAUGAAUGGUGUCAAGUUGCAGCCAAGUUUUCAGACAAAUGGAACUUUCAACACUGUUUGGGGGCUAUCGACGGCAAACAUAUAGAGAUGAAGAAGCCAAAGAAGAGUGGGUCCUUGUAUCACAAGUACAAGGGAUACUUCUCGAUCGUCCUUCUGGCAGUAGCUGACGCAGAUUACAAGUUUAUUUGGUGCAGUGUUGGUGCACCAGGGUCUGCAUCAGAUGCUGGUGUCUUCAAUGGAACUCGUCUACGACCAGCCCUCGAAGAAGGAAGACUUCCAUUGCCAGAUCCGGAUCCCCUAACACGUGAUGACCAGGAAACUCCCUAUUUCCUAAUAGGAGAUGAUGCUUUCCCUCUGCGCACAUGGUUGAUGAAGCCUUAUGGUGGGAAAGAUAUCACACACAUGCAAAGGGUGUUCAACUAUAGGUUGUCCAGGGCACGUCGAGUGGUUGAAAAUGCGUUCGGGAUCCUAGCUAACCGAUGGCGAUGUCUGUUGACAUGCCUGCAGCUGCAGCCAUGCACCGUCAAUAAAGUGGUAAAGGGGACUUUAACGCUACACAACUGGCUUAGGACACGUAACCCUGGACUCCGAGCCAACGAUGUGGAUCGAGAGGACGGAGAUGGAAACCUAGUUCCUGGUGCUUGGCGAGAGAAUGUUCAACUGACAUACACUCAACAUGGUGGUGCAGGGCGUCCAAACUUUGAGGGCAAAAGGCAGCGAAACUACCUUUCAGACUAUUACAAUAGUGACGUGGGCCGGCUUCCAUGGCAGGACCGAAUUGUCAAUAUGUGA
Messenger RNA from Neoarius graeffei (lesser salmon catfish), 1050 nucleotides. RefSeq lists its product as uncharacterized. The transcript is spliced from 2 exons. The record is from RefSeq and is a predicted model, not a curated record. The coding region runs from base 1 to 1050 and encodes 349 amino acids. Lineage: Eukaryota; Metazoa; Chordata; Actinopteri; Siluriformes; Ariidae.